Molecule: messenger RNA, 539 nt
Organism: Strongylus vulgaris
Lineage: Eukaryota; Metazoa; Nematoda; Chromadorea; Rhabditida; Strongylidae
Source: the annotation of a GenBank genome assembly
AUGCAAUUUUUAAAAUUAGGAGUAGAGUUGCAAUCUUGCUUAGGUGUUUACGACCUGGCUCGCGAAUAUCAUCUGGAUGUAUCGAUGUUUGAGCGAUUGGUACGAAACGGUUUUCCUUACACUACGUUGCAAACACAGCAUCGCAUGAAUACGGAGAUCACGAGCAAUAUCAUUCGACCCUAUUUCUACCCAGAUAUCAUUGACGAUACCUCAGUACUUGAAUAUCCGGAUGUGCCUGGCAUGGACAAAAAAUGCUUUUUUUGGACGCAUGAAUCGCGUGAAACAACAACACCAGAUGCAACAUCUCGCUGGAACGAUCAAGAGGUCAAGAUGAUUGUUGAGCUUAUCUCUUACUUGAAGAAGCAGGGAAUUGAACUUGAUAAGAUAACUGUCAUUGCGGCUUACUCAGCACAAAUGAUGACUCUACGAGAGGUGAUUGGAAGUACCUUCGGAAAGUUGAAAGAUGAACGAACUGUAGUUUCAAUCGAAACAGUGGAUAGCUUUCAAGGAAAGGUGAGCUUUGUAUUACUGGUUUAAAA